Microthlaspi erraticum is the source of this 816-nucleotide messenger RNA. The record is from the annotation of a GenBank genome assembly. NCBI's taxonomy places the organism in Eukaryota, Viridiplantae, Streptophyta, Magnoliopsida, Brassicales, Brassicaceae.
AUGAUGGCUUUGAUGCUAAAAAAGUUGGAUACUUUGAGUCCUUUUUCUACUAAAUCUGCUGGCAAGAAGGAGAAAGUUGAGAGCUCGAGGAAUGUCGAUGGAGUUAUAAGGAACAAAGGUUUGUUUGGUCAGAGUCAGAGGAAGUUUAGGAAGAAUGAUUGCGAUGACGAAAACGAUAAUGGGAAGAUGAAAGGUUGGAUUGAUUUGAGGAGAACAGGAAGCAGUGCUUCGUUAGGAAACCAUGAUAUCAAAUUGACGAAACGAGCGAACCGUAUUGUCACCGAUGAAGAGCUUUAUCCUCCUCUGGAUAUCAAUGUGGUUAGAGAAGAUCUUAGUAGAAGAAAAAUCAGUGGAAAAUAUUUUGAUGAGUCUUGUUUAUCUCCUUUGACUCUAAAAGCUCUUUCUGCUUCUGGCAUUGUUAAGAUGACUAGAGUACAAGAUGCUACUCUCUCUGAGUGUGCCUUGACGCUUCCUGCUAUUGAAACAGUUGUGAAAGCUAUGAGAAGCAGUGAUGUUGGUCACAGAGUUUCUCCGAUAUUCGCUCUUAUCCUCUGUCCUACAAGAGAGCUUGCAAGCCAGAUCGCUGCAGAAGGCAAGGCUUUGCUUAAAUACCACGAAGGGAUCGGUGUUCAGACUCUGAUUGGAGGCACACGCUACAAACUUGAUCAGCAACGACUAGAAUCCGAUCCAUGCCAGAUACUAAUUGCAACUCCGGGGAGGCUUUUGGAUCAUAUAGAGAAUAAGUCUAACAUAACGUCUCGUUUGAUGGCGCUUAAGUUGUUUAGGUUUCAGGAGAGUUGUCCAACAGAUCAUUGA